AGAGUGUAGCAUUCCAUCCAUGAUGGCGGCCAAAUAGUGAAGUUCGGACAGACGCACUUCAAUUCUCUACACAUUUUCAGCUAUUCUUUGCCUCUAAGAAGACACCAAAGAACAAAAUCACAAGAUGGGGAAGUCCUUCGCUAAUUUCAUGUGCAAGAAAGACUUCCACCCGGCCUCAAAGGCGAACAUCAAACGGGUGUGGAUGGCCCAGCAGAAAGUCGAACAUGAGAAGUUGAAGCAAGAUGAGCUGGCUUCUCAGUACCACAAGGAACAGGAGAUGUUUGAACACAGGGGUCUGUUGGCUGAAGAUAAGCAGAAACAUGAGCUGAGCUUCAUGUACGUCGCACCGUCUGGCGCAGAGAAAGGUGACAAUUUCAUCUCCUACUUCAUUCUCAUAAAGAACCUGUACGCCAAGAAUGACCCCAACAUCAGAGAUCAGCCAUUUGGCAUCCCGGUGAGGAAUGUACGGUGCAUCAAGUGUCACAAAUGGGGGCAUGUCAACACAGACAGGGAGUGCCCGUUGUUCAACAUGUCUGGACUGGCACACUCCAAGUCAGACGACCCAGACCAACCGACCGUGUCGACCUCUGACCUGUUAGUUGGGAUGCGCAGCGAGGGUCUGAUGCUGAAGGACUCUGUCUGGGGCAGGAAGAACGACCCCAAGGCUGCCAAUCAGCAAAUGGUAGUCAGUGAUGAGGAGGAGGAUCCUGAGGUGGAGUUUCUCAAGUCUCUCACCACCAAGCAGAAGAAGAAGCUACUCAAGAAACUAGACAAGCUUGAGAAAAAAGAGAAACGCCAGAAAGCGGGGAAGAAGCAGAAGAAAAAGGACAAGAAAAAACACAAGAGACGUAAGGACUCCUCAUCUUCAGACACCAGCUCUGAGUCAGACAGCGAGGAGGAACAAAAGAGAAAGAAACACAAGAAGACAAAGAGGAAGCACAAGAAGAGAAAGGAAGAUAGCUCGAGCAGUGACAGUAGUAGUAGUGGGAGCAGUUCAGAUAGUGACUCGGAGGAGGAUAGUGCAAAGAAACAUAGGCAUAAGCGGAAGAAGUCACGGGAUGACUCCCAGGUCAAAAAGAGGAGGGUAGACAAUCUUGAAAGGGAGGGUUUGGCCGGAAGGCCAGUAAAAAUUGAGAAACAUGAUGAUGACAGCUAUGCAAGGAGUAGAUACAGCGAGAGUAAAGGCAACCCAGAUAGUAGCAGAAAGUGGGACUCGUAUGAGAAAGGUAAUGAAGACAGAAAUGACCAUGGGGAUAAACACAAUGCAGACAGAGCUUACUAUGGCAGACAGGGCAGCGAUGUGUAUGACAGGGAUGGAGAUGACAAACACAGCUAUGGCAGGAGGGAUAGGGAGGAUAGAAAAGACGGUAAGGGAAGGUAUGAGAGGGAAACCAAAGACAGGCGUGACAAGUAUGAAAGGGAUGGGGUUGACCACCGACAGAACAGCAAGGGAGGGCACGGCAUUAGAGAUGAACAGCACAGAGACAGCAGGGAUAGGGAUGACAGAAAAGACAGUAAGGGAAGGCAUGAGAGGGAAGACAGAGAUAAAUAUGACAGGCGUGAAAAGGGAAGUAGGGAUGGACAGCACAGUAAGGACAGAGACAGCAGGGGUGGAAGGGACAGCAAGGAAAGACAAGACAGUAGUAACAGAGGUGACUAUCACAGAAGGGAGAGGAAUGACAACUGGGGGUCCAGUGACAAGGACAGAUUAUAUGAUAGUCAUGACAACCACAAGGAUAGGUCAAAUGACAAGCAUCGGUCACAUGGCCAUGACAGCAGAAGGGAUAGGCGAUGACUGCACAUCUGUCAGGUGCAUAUUUGUAGUAACAAGGACACCUAGCAGGAUAGAGAUGCACUACAGGGUAACAUUUGAAGGGAUAUCACUGGCCCAAACAUGUUACGUUACAUGUAAAAUUUGGCCUGGGAAGCUUUUGUGUAACUCUAAGUGUUCUUUGGUUUGAGGGUAAUAUUACUGGCAUGAUUAUCAUGCUCAUUGUCCAUUGAUUAUUGGUUCUUAUAGCAUCUUACCAUGAUUUUCUGAAGCUAGCAGCACUGUAGAAUUUUCUGAACUCUGUACAAUGUUGCUGUGUUCUGUGGUCUGGCUGGAAUGAUGUUGGGUCCUUUCCUCCUAAAUACUUUUCCUAUCCAGGGGUGUGCCUCCCUGGAGUUGACCACUCCACGUCACCUCCUCUCUUCAUUAUACAUUACAUUUUUUCUCACUUCUUUAGCCUUUGGCUGUUCUUGGAAAGCUUGGUUACUGAUCACUGCUUGCUAUAUCACUCCUACACUACAGACGUUUUGCUGGGACUCAAGACAUUUAACAUUGCUUAGUAACUGUUGGUUAGAGAUUGUAAGCUAACACAUACAUGUAUCAUAGUCCAUUGAUUAUUUGUACAUAUACAUGUACAUGUAGUACCAAUAAUUCUGUAGGUACAUGUAUAUCUCCUUUGGCAAACCAGAGACCACGUGAUAAUCGUAUUUUCAAGCUGUACAUAAAGAUUGUUUUUAAGAUUUCGCUUACCUUUUUGUGUGUGUGUAAUGUUUUACCAAUUUUUUUUCUGAGUGUUAGUGACAUAGCACCUUCUCUCUCAUGGUAACGUUUUUCUUAAAUGUCCAGAAGUAGACAUACACAAAAUAGACAGUAGGCUCAUUAUAUUGUUUCAGCUGAAAUAAAUUCAAUUGAAAUUGA
Messenger RNA from Branchiostoma belcheri (Belcher's lancelet), 2689 nucleotides. RefSeq names its product corepressor interacting with RBPJ 1-like. Lineage: Eukaryota; Metazoa; Chordata; Leptocardii; Amphioxiformes; Branchiostomatidae. Gene Ontology annotation, cellular component: nucleus. Gene Ontology annotation, biological process: negative regulation of DNA-templated transcription. Gene Ontology annotation, molecular function: transcription corepressor activity. The transcript has 9 exons. The record is from RefSeq and is a predicted model, not a curated record. The coding region runs from base 125 to 1795 and encodes 556 amino acids.